GUUUUGCAAGUUUCGAAAAAGGAGGAAGGAGAGCAUUUGCAAACUUUUCAAACAGAAAGACAAGCGUCCUCGGACCUUCCUUUGGGGCUCGGAAUCGACCCCAAAGGACCUCAAAAGCCCCGCCGUUUUUGCCAUCACGCAAGGGAAUGGCGCAAGGCUAUGAUCAAGGCUUGCAGACCAUGGGACCGUGAUCUAAACAAUUCUCCGGAUCCGUUCUUUCUGCUGAAAUCCGAUCUGGAGGUGGGCACCUCCUUCCAGGGUGGCGGAAAGAUUCGCCGUCCGAGAACAUUCGGAAGGCGACUUUAUCCGCAUUUUCAUGCGUCCCGAUCUGGAUAUAUCCCCGAAACUCCUUCCAUCAUGUUCUGGUGCUUUUGCCUUUUGUCGGAGGACGAGAAGAGAGCCGUCGCCAUCGACAGAGAGAUCAACCGGCUUCUCCAGGAGCAAAAGAAGAAGGACCGGUGGGAACUGAAGCUCCUUUUGCUGGGCACCGGCGAGAGCGGGAAGAGCACCUUCAUCAAACAGAUGCGGAUCAUCCACGGGGUGGGCUACACAGAGGAGGACCGCAAGGCCUUCGCCAAGAUCGUCUACCAGAACAUCUUCAUGUCCAUCCAGGCCAUGAUCAAGGCCAUGGAGACUCUACAGAUCCCGUAUGAAAGUCCGGAGAACGUGCAAAAGGCCCGGUUGCUCCUGGGAGUCGAUGCCUACAAGGCCACUACGUUAGAAGCGGAGCAAGCGAGGAGCAUCGCCAGCCUCUGGAAGGAUGCCGGGAUUCGCACCUGCUACCUGAGGCGGAGGGAGUAUCACCUGCUGGAUUCCACCCCUUAUUUCCUGUCGCACCUCGAGCGCAUUGCAGCGGAGGGUUAUGUGCCCAGCGCCCAGGAUAUCUUACGGACCCGCGUCCCGACCACCGGCAUCAACGAGUACUGUUUCCUGGUCCAAAAGGUCACACUAAGGAUUGUCGACGUCGGCGGGCAGAAGUCGGAGCGCCGGAAGUGGAUCCACUGCUUCGAAAACGUGAUCGCGUUGAUCUACUUGGCGUCGCUCAGCGAAUACGACCAAUCCCUGGAGGAGAACAGCAGUGAAAACCGGAUGCAAGAAAGUCUGGAUCUUUUCCGAACCAUCCUGGACCUGCCUUGGUUCUCGAAGGCCUCCAUCAUCCUCUUCCUCAACAAAGUAGACAUUCUGGAGGAGAAGAUCCUGAGCUCGGACUUGGCGGCCUAUUUCCCGGGAUUCACAGGUCCGAAACGUGACGCGGCCGCCGCCAAGCGCUUCAUCCUCGACAUGUACACCGAGGUCUUCGGCCAAUCUUCGGCGGCUUCGGAUGACGCCUACGGCGCGGGGCCGUCCAACGAGAGCUCCUGGCCCCGGAUCCUCUACCCGCACUACACAUGUGCCACGGACACGCGGAACAUCAGCACCGUGUUCGAGGACAUCAAGGACGCUGUCCUGGCCAGCUAUUUGGAUGAGUUCAACCUCGUCUAAUCCCAUCAAGGCGGACAAACAAGGACCUUUUCAAUCCUCGAACUUGGCGUGACAUGUUUCUGGAGCUUCACAUGGGACAUAUAUUAGACAUGUUCACGGCGCUCGCGAUAACCUGUGUCAUUGGAGGGAGGGCCAAUGGUGUCUCCUGAGCUGUGGGCGCUAUAACUAUUUGUGGAAAUAUAUUAUCUGAUACCUGUUGGUUUCGCCGUCCUGGCAAAAGCACCGGUGAGAUGUGUUUCUGAGCAACGUUGAGUUGCAGUGAAGAAUCCUCGCUCAAGAUGCUUGGUAUGGAAUGAGACAUCAAGUGACAUUAGCUUUGCAAAAGACUCCUCUGGGUGGAGAACUCAACCGACAGGCUUCUCUGCUUCCGGAUUUAUUUCGUAUUAGUGACAUUUAUAUCUCGCCCUUUUCACCCCGAAGGGGACUCAGGGCGGCUUACAAGUUAUAUGUACAUACAAUAAAUUAUAUUAUUAGCAUA
Messenger RNA from Anolis carolinensis (green anole), 1960 nucleotides. It is a transcript of the gene gna15, whose product is annotated as G protein subunit alpha 15. The record is from RefSeq and is a predicted model, not a curated record. The transcript has 8 exons. The coding region runs from base 160 to 1482 and encodes 440 amino acids. Gene Ontology annotation, biological process: phospholipase C-activating dopamine receptor signaling pathway; action potential; adenylate cyclase-modulating G protein-coupled receptor signaling pathway. Gene Ontology annotation, cellular component: heterotrimeric G-protein complex. NCBI's taxonomy places the organism in Eukaryota, Metazoa, Chordata, Lepidosauria, Squamata, Anolidae. Gene Ontology annotation, molecular function: guanyl nucleotide binding; G protein-coupled receptor binding; G-protein beta/gamma-subunit complex binding.